UCUAUUGUUCAUAUAUCUGGAACUAUGUAUCCCCUUGCCGGGUUCCACAUGCUUUUCUUACGAAGUUCCGAUCCCAUGCAUGAUCGAUCCAUCACGCGGGUUUAUAGUAUAUACACUCAAGGACGACGCCAACGGGGCAACAGCCCACCGUACUUUCGGCUCGUAGCUGCUGCAAGCCUGCAACCGCGUGCGUCCGUGCGAGCAACACAUCAGCCAUACAUGGCGACUGCCGAGCACACGUCGUCGUCGUCGUUGCCUGUCCGGCAGCAUCGACCUGCCGGAUGGGGCACGGUCAUGGCGGCAAUGUUCCUGGCCCUGCUGGCCGCCUUCGGUCGCUCACCACCUGUGGCAAUGGCGGCGGCGGACUCUUCUCCGGAGCUCAUCGAGCUGACGCUCCUCACCGGCGCGAAGGAGAAGGGCGCAGUGUGCUUGGAUGGAAGCCCGCCGGGUUACCACUUUCAGAGAGGUUUCGGCUCCGGAUCUCACAGCUGGAUCGUAUUUCUUCAGGGAGGAGCUUGGUGCAGUAAUAACACCACACAAACUUGUUCUCAGCGUAAAAUGACCUCCAAUGGUUCGUCCAAGCUUAUGGAAGCAAUAACCUUUGAUGGGAUAUUCAGCGACCAGCAGCCACAAAAUCCCGAUUUCUACAACUGGAAUAAAGUCUUUGUAAGGUAUUGCGAUGGGGCAUCAUUUUCUGGGGACGCGGAGGGUGAAGCACAGGAUGGAACUAAACUGUUCUUCAGAGGAUCACGCAUCUGGGAUGCAGUCGUCGAUGAACUCAUGGGAAAAGGAAUGGACACUGCUAAGCAGGCCUUACUUGCAGGUUGUUCUGCUGGUGGUCUAGCUACACUAGUGCACUGCGAUAAUUUUCGUGCGAGAUUUCCUCAGGAGGUUCCGGUCAAAUGCCUUCCUGAUGGUGGAUUCUUUCUUGAUAUAAAGGAUUUAUCAGGAGAAAGGCAUAUGAGGUCGAUGUUCAGUGGAGUUGUUCAGCUUCAGAAUGUUAGCAAAGUUUUGCCCAAGGACUGUCUGGCAAAGAAGGAUCCAACAGAGUGUUUCUUCCCGGCUGAACUUGUCAAGAGCAUCAGCACCCCGACGUUUAUUGUGAACUCAGAAUAUGAUUCUUGGCAGAUUGCAAAUGUUGUUGCGCCAGACGGAUCGUAUCCUGGAGACACAUGGUCCAACUGCAGAGCUAAUAUUCAGAACUGCAGUUCCAAGCAGAUCGAUGUGCUCCAUGGAUUCAGGAGGGAAUUCAUCAGGGAUCUGAAGGUUGCUGAAGGUGAAAGGGGCUGGGGGUUGUUCAUCGAUUCAUGCUUCACCCACUGCCAGACUCAAUCGAGCGACAGGUGGCAUUCGCCCACCUCCCCAAGGCUUGGUAAUCAGACUGUUGCAGAGGCUGUUGGGGACUGGUACUUCGGCAGAAGGCGAGUGGUGAAACAGAUCGACUGCAAGUACCCGUGCAACCCCACAUGCAGCAGUCAGUAGCUCUGAGCUGGCUUCGUCUUCUUUAUGACCAACAUUGGAUCGAGCUGAGAUUUACGGGAGUCUUUGUUUCCUCCACCAUCCCAUAAUUGUUUUGGCGCGGUUCUUAUCCAAAGAACCCUUACCUUUUGUUUAUCUUGAGACUACAGUAGACGCUCUUUCAGUUCUUGUAAGUGGAUUUUUGAGCUUCCCAAUUGCCAAGUGAAAAAUAAAAUACAUAAAUUAAGGAUAAUAAAAGGCCAAAUUGCAGCAA
This is a messenger RNA of Sorghum bicolor (sorghum), 1732 nucleotides long. Its product is annotated as pectin acetylesterase 5. The record is from RefSeq and is a predicted model, not a curated record. The transcript has 12 exons. NCBI's taxonomy places the organism in Eukaryota, Viridiplantae, Streptophyta, Magnoliopsida, Poales, Poaceae. Bases 25 to 1482 code for a protein of 485 amino acids. Gene Ontology annotation, molecular function: hydrolase activity.